AUGUCAAGCAUAUCGAGCACAUGGUUUGGUUAUUGGAGUAGGAAUCAAGUCACCAACGACGAUGCAGGUCCGGAUGCGAAUGCGGAUGCGAAUGGGCCCAGUCAAACAGACUUGAACGCUGCCGAAGGGCCAGAGCAAAAGCCUGCCAGUGCCCCGGCGGCUGACGGUGAGGCGCUGAACUUGCCAGCCAAGAGAAAAGUAUCGAAUAGCUCUGCAGAGUUGCCACUGGCCGGUUUAAAGAGAAAAUUGUCUUCUGUGUCCUUGUCGUCCAAGAGAUCGGCAAAUUGGCUGCUAUGGAGGAAAGAUGUUGCGACGCAGCAGCUCCAGGACGAUAAACAGAACGAGAUUGUAGAAGACGAAGAACGAGAAGAUCACAAUGACGAAGAUGUCGAUAAUGGAGAUGAUAUUACUGCUGAUGAUAACGGGGACGAAGUUGACGACCAUGUCACGAACAACCCCUCCAAUAAUAAUGGCACUAGCAGUAGUAACCUUGCGUUUGGCAACAACGGCAGAAAGGGCCUUAGUUGGCUCUGGACAGGCACAAGCAACAAUGUCACCAGCCCCGAGGUUCUGGCCAAGUCAACUUCCGGCGAAGGUGAGCAACUGGGCACAAAAGAUAAGGAUAAAGAAAAAGAUAGAGAUAGAGAAAAAGAUAGAGAAAAAGAAAGAGAAAGAGACGAAACCAGGCUAGAAGAUGUAAAGAAAGACGAAACCAAACGGGAGAAAAUAGUCAGUGCUGCAAACACGAUUGUCAACUCUACACCCUCGCUACUACCUGCAAAGCAGGAUCUUCUUUUAAAUGGAACAAAGAAAAACUCCCAAGAGUCGCAGGCUGACGAUGCUGUGCUUUACAAGCCUCACGACAAGACUGCCCAGUUCAACAAAAUCAACACCCACAAGAAUGAGGACCUCAAGGAGAAUACCAUAGUGCCCGCAUGGAGCACGUGCCUACCCCAGGCACACCAGGGCCAUUUCUUCCACUCUUCUUCAACCUCGAACCAGAAUAAUGCCAACCAGACCAUCAAGACAGACUUGACCAACUGGAAGCAGUUUUUGAACCAGAUAUCAAACAAGUUUGGAUUCCAUACGGGUCCUCUCUCGGACGCAGAUAGCAAUUUGCUGAACAAGAGCGAUAAAGUUGAAAAAGAGUUUGGCUUGUUGUAUGAACGCUCGUAUAAGCUCUAUGGGAAAUCGUUGGCUCUCCUACCGGAGGAAAAGAGAGCUUGUUUGCCAAAUUACAACAAGUACUACACCAGCAUCGAGGAGGACCCGCACCACCUUCAUCACCACCACGCCUCGAUGCCAACUCAAUUUGAAGAAGACCAAUCCGAUCCCAACUCGAUAUCAAUAACAAACGACGCCAUGGGGAACCUCUUGAUCAACAGCAAUAAAGGAAACAAGCGGAAAGCAUUGCACCAGGCGCUUAAUGCAGAAAUUGUCAACCGCAAGUCCCUUGAACCGUUGAAAAAGAUCAAGAAUAUCUUGAUCAUUGGUGUCCACGGGUUUUUCCCAACCAAGAUGAUUCGUCCGCUCAUUGGAGCACCCAAGGGCACGUCUUUGAAAUUUGCUAAUGAAGCUGAAAAAGCGGUGAUUCGAUAUUGCAUUGAAAACAACUUGAUCACAGAAGACGAGUCAAAUAUCAGUAUUCAGAAAAUCGCCUUGGAAAAAGAAGGCAAGAUCUUUGACAGGGUUCAUUUCUUUACCGAGAUCCUCCAAAAAUGGGAAAAGGAAUUGAAUAAUGCCGAUUUCAUCUUUAUAGCUUCUCAUUCUCAGGGUUGUGUUGUUUCCAUAAUACUAUUGGCCAGGUUAAUAAGAAUGGGUAUACUCAAGGACCCGAUUCAUAAACGUAUUGGCUUAUUAGGAAUGGCGGGCAUCAACAACGGGCCGUUUUAUGGAGCUGACAAGUCAUUUUUCAUGAAGGCAUAUUCUGCAAUCGAGCAUGAUUCAAUGAAUGAGUUGUUUGAGUUGACCAAGUUUGAUAGUCCUCAAUCGUUGGUUUAUAAAGAAUCGAUACAGACAGUCAUCAAUGUCAAUGUCAAGAUUUGCUUUAUUGGCUCGAUAAAUGACCAGUUGGUUCCAUUGUAUUCGGCGUUGGCAUCACAUGUGUUCCACCCCAACAUUUACCGCGCAUGCUAUCUUGACUAUAUGUCAAUGACGCCUAAAUUUAUCGAAAAAUUGGUUGCCAUGUGCACCCAGUUGUUGAAUUUGGGCUUUUUCGAUAACAACGUGGUUAAGGAAUUGAGUACUUCCUUGGCUGGACCAUUAACUGGAGGCGGACAUUCCAAGAUCUACAAUGAUGGCAAAGUUUACGAUCUUGGCAUCAAGUUUGCGCUUGACACGGACGACUUGGUCAUACCCCACGAAGGGAAAAUCGAUUACGACGACUUUGAAAAUAGCGAGUUGCCAGUGUCGAAUCAAGUCUAUAUCAAGGAGUACAACGUGGGCAAGAUCGGCACCAAUCCAUUUAUAUUGCCCUGGUGUUUGAGAGGCCUACUAUUCAACGUGGAAAAGAACUGGCCCGAUCGACACGAUGGCGAAAGCAACGGGGCAUUGGCAAGAAAAGGCGUUAAUGGCAAUAGUGGAUUCGUUGAAGUUCACGAUCUAUAUGAGAUUUUCGAACAUUGGAAGCCCGACACAAAGAUUUACAAAGAUUUGAAAUUCAGAUUGAACGGGUUUCGAGCUAGUAAAUUAUGA
Lodderomyces beijingensis is the source of this 2694-nucleotide messenger RNA. The record is from the annotation of a GenBank genome assembly. NCBI's taxonomy places the organism in Eukaryota, Fungi, Ascomycota, Pichiomycetes, Serinales, Debaryomycetaceae.